CCGCGCCGCGCGCUCGCGCCUCCCUCCCUCCUCCCGCUCCGUGGCUCCCGCGCUCCCGGCGAGGCUCAGGCGCCGAGCGCGCGGACGGGCGCACGACAGACGGCCCCGGGAAGCCUCGGCCCGUGCCUCCCGGGCGGGCUAUGUUGAUUGCCCCGCCAGGGCCGGCCCGCGGGAUCAGCACAGCCCGGCCCGCGGCCCCGGCGGCCAGCGGGGACUAUGAACCGGAAAGCGCGGCGCUGCCUGGGCCACCUCUUUCUCAGCCUGGGCAUGGUCUACCUCCGGAUCGGCGGCUUCUCCUCAGUGGUAGCUCUGGGCGCGAGCAUCAUCUGUAACAAGAUCCCAGGCCUGGCUCCCAGACAGCGGGCGAUCUGCCAGAGCCGGCCCGACGCCAUCAUCGUCAUAGGAGAAGGCUCGCAAAUGGGCCUGGACGAGUGUCAGUUUCAGUUCCGCAAUGGCCGCUGGAACUGCUCGGCGCUGGGGGAGCGCACCGUCUUCGGGAAGGAGCUCAAAGUGGGGAGCCGGGAGGCUGCCUUCACCUACGCCAUCAUCGCGGCCGGCGUGGCCCACGCCAUCACCGCGGCCUGUACCCAGGGCAACCUGAGCGACUGUGGCUGCGACAAGGAGAAGCAAGGCCAGUACCACCGGGACGAGGGCUGGAAGUGGGGUGGCUGCUCUGCCGACAUCCGCUAUGGCAUCGGCUUCGCCAAGGUUUUUGUGGAUGCACGGGAGAUCAAGCAGAACGCCCGGACCCUCAUGAACUUACACAAUAACGAGGCGGGCCGAAAGAUCCUGGAGGAGAACAUGAAGCUGGAGUGCAAGUGCCACGGCGUGUCGGGCUCCUGCACCACCAAGACCUGCUGGACCACGCUGCCCCAGUUCCGGGAGCUGGGCUACGUGCUCAAGGACAAGUACAACGAGGCGGUCCACGUGGAGCCCGUGCGCGCCAGCCGCAACAAGCGGCCCACCUUCCUGAAGAUCAAGAAGCCGCUGUCCUACCGCAAGCCCAUGGACACAGACUUGGUGUACAUCGAGAAGUCGCCCAACUACUGCGAGGAGGACCCGGUGACGGGCAGCGUGGGCACGCAGGGCCGCGCCUGCAACAAGACGGCCCCCCAGGCCAGCGGCUGCGACCUCAUGUGCUGCGGCCGCGGUUACAACACCCACCAGUACGCCCGCGUGUGGCAGUGCAACUGCAAGUUCCACUGGUGCUGCUACGUCAAGUGCAACACGUGCAGCGAGCGCACCGAGGUCUACACCUGCAAGUGAGCGGCGGGGCGGGCGCCGAGGACCGCCGCCGCCCAGGCCGCCCUCCCCCGGGAGCCGCAGGAACGCUCCGCUUGUCUUUCCUGCUGUGGGGGCACCUCUCGGGCUUUCCCGCCAGGGCCCCGCGUAGUCCAGGCCACACCGCCCAGGACCCUCCUCGGCCGGAGCAGAGCCUUCAUUCCCGCCAGGAACUCUGGACCCCUGGGCCUCAUCAUAGCAAUAUUUAACAGUUUAUUCUGAUAAAAAAUAAUAUUAAUUUAUUUAAUUAAAAAGA
Camelus dromedarius (Arabian camel) is the source of this 1537-nucleotide messenger RNA. RefSeq names its product Wnt family member 7A (gene WNT7A). The coding region runs from base 217 to 1266 and encodes 349 amino acids. Lineage: Eukaryota; Metazoa; Chordata; Mammalia; Artiodactyla; Camelidae. Gene Ontology annotation, cellular component: extracellular region. The transcript has 4 exons. Gene Ontology annotation, molecular function: frizzled binding; cytokine activity. Gene Ontology annotation, biological process: multicellular organism development; canonical Wnt signaling pathway; neuron differentiation. The record is from RefSeq and is a predicted model, not a curated record.